Messenger RNA from Lineus longissimus, 2442 nucleotides. Its product is annotated as transmembrane protein 233-like. NCBI's taxonomy places the organism in Eukaryota, Metazoa, Nemertea, Pilidiophora, Heteronemertea, Lineidae. The record is from RefSeq and is a predicted model, not a curated record. The coding region runs from base 771 to 1205 and encodes 144 amino acids. The transcript has 4 exons. Gene Ontology annotation, cellular component: membrane.
UUAUCCGCUUAGAGCCGAAGCGGGCACCAGACCUGUACUAUGAUCAUGAUGAUAUAGGCCUACUGCCAGCUAUAGCUUUUGAGGAAUGGAUGAAGCCGUGCAGGCUAGAACUUACCAGUUUAUUAGAUAGAAAUACAUAGUUCGGAGCUUUGAGGUUUAACUUCGUGGUAAUUGUUCGUAGAGGAUAAAGAUACCAGGAUUGAAACUCACUGUGAUUGGAAGCUAUUCACGGUUAGGACUAAUCUUUUAACAUGAAAGGAUAAAGUUUUAGCCACUUACAUGACUUUAAAAUUGUUCCUGGUGAUCUUUCGAAACGGACAUGGGUGGUACUGGAUGCAACAGAAAGCUACUGUAGAAUCAUGAAUUGAUGAACUGCUAUUGAUGAUAACAUCUAGUAGCAACCAAGCUAAACGCUACGUUGAUGGUUCUGGAAUUGGGGCAGUUAAGUUGUUAGCAGAUACCGAAUUGGUCAUCAUAUAUACUCUGGGUAAUUCUCUAUAGGUUCGACUGCAACUGAGCUAAUUUGUUUCUGGGUUUCCUCUUAACUUUCAUACAGAAGGAGUACAUUGUAUUGUUGGUCCACAGGAAAUUUCCUGGUGUUGAAGUUAGCAAGGAGUGGUCAAACCGAUAGCAACUGAUAUAAAACCGGACUAUUCGAGUAACCCAUUUAUCUGGAGUAACGGAACCUUUUUCUUGCUGAAGAGAUCUCCCUGCGAGGAUGUCUCGAGGUCGGUGAUUGGUAGCUUUAUUUAGGCACGCUCAAACUUCUGAUGUUUACAGGGGGCAUCGAGAUGGCUGAGGGGCCACCCCACGCGGCAGGGAAGUACUCGAAAGUCUCAUCAACAUCCAAUAUGAAUAGUUUAUUAAACAGUGACAACAAGGCAGCGGAAAAACGGUUGCAGCCGAGUAACGACUCCGAACUCCAAGCGGAACAGAAGCCACCAGAACAGGAGGAGUUGGAAACAUAUCCGGAAAAACCAGCAAGUUAUAUCUGGCUCUCUAUACUCUGUCUAUUCUACAACUUCGCUGCUGGGAUAUUUGCAUUAGUAUUCUCAAUUCUUUCGGACAAUGCUUGGAGUAGAGAUGACACGCCCACGGCACGGAGAUACGGCAGGAUAGCACUGUUACUGUGCGUCAUCGGUGUCAUAAUAACUAUACUGAUAGUCAUCAUAGUACUUCCUAUAAUACAGACCAAGCCUGUCUGAUUCGGAGGAAAAGGGUCAUAGUAUUUCCUGUAGUACAGACCAAGCCAUGAUAUUGACUGAUGCGGAGGAAAAAGGUCACCGGACUUCUUUUCGAAGUCAAGUCAGUGAAAAGUUGGCGACGCCAGCACGAAGUAGGCCUACAUGUGGUUCGCAGCAGUUGUGAUGCUCCCUCUGCUGAGCAAAAAUGCUGGGAUACUUGCAUUGGCGGCGCAUGUGGGAACAGUUUGUAUUCUGAAAACAUCAACGACCGUAUACAUGCAGGUUAACAAUCAUGUAAGUUUUCGGCUCCCUACGGGGUUUUGGUGUUCACCUGCAUUUUAUUUAUAUGAUAUCCUGUCUCACUGUUAUUCGGAGAAAACUAAGACUGCUUCACCGAGAAACAGUGAGUGUCGAUGAACCAAUCUCGAAAGCCUUCUUUCGGCGGCACAAUCGGUCGCGCUCAGAUUUCUCACGGAAAAUGAGAGACGAUGCCGUCGGAAACGGAGCUCGAGCAGGACAUCGGCGACGAAACGGAAUUAUCAACGUAUUACGAUGUUACGUUUACAUCAGUUUCCUUCAAGGCUCAAAUCGAAUGAAACUCAGCCCCAGUGUUAAAAACCGGUAGGCCUACUGUAUAAUUCGAGUAAGGAAAAUGAUCAAAUGGUUCCAUCUUAUGAUCUACAUGUACACUUCUUAGUUGGCUGGUAACGUCGGAGUUUAUGCAUUUGACAGUUGAAGACGCUGCAAUUGGAUUUUUGAAGUCAGGAUUUGUCAAUAAUAUUUCGUUAUUCCCAAUCUGAUUCAUAAGGCUGGUGUAUUCAUCAGGGCAUUCUUGUAUCAAAGUAUCUUUCAUUCAAUUCAAAUAGACUUAUUCGAGCUCAGUUGUAGAUUAGCAGCAAGCACUGUAAGCCGGACUGUCCCCUCACCAUGUCCACAUUUCUAUUUCGUUGUUGUCCUCAAAUCAUAUACUUCCCAUCUUGACCCUCAAGCCUUGGAUCCACUCCGCCGACCCGGACUCCGUUACACCAAUGAGGGGAGGUAACGGACCGAUUAACUCUGAUGGUUCCGGGCCGAGACUUAACAUAUUAAGCCCUUUUGGCUUCACCAAUAUGAUUAUACCUCACAAUGACAACUCCAUUGGGCCUAUUUCAUUGUCGUUCAAGUAGGAAAAACUUGUAAGCAUCCAUGACGUUCAACUUUUGUAUCCUCCCUGUCGUAUUCUCGGGUGCAGUAUUAUUCCAAUGUAUAUUGACAUGUU